AUGUCACCGGGGGACUACAUAAUUGCACCGAAGUUCAGCUCGAUUACACUUUGCGUUAGCGAUGAGCUAUACCUAGAUCGGGUUUUAUCCCAUAGUGUGACCCCGAGGGACAGCGCUUUUCGCGAUAAGAUCCGCCAUCGCGACCGCGGAUGCGUCCUUAGCGGAGUAAUAAACAAGGCAGCAGACCGGGGUAACUGGAAGGCAUUUGAAGCUGCCCAUAUAUGGCCGCUAAGCAAGGGAACCGAGUGGGUUCGUCAAAACGCCGGCCGUUGGAUUACAGAUUCAGACGGUCUCUCAAACGAGGACAAAAUGAACAGCCCUCAAAACGGUAUUCUAUUGUCGAGCAAUUCUCACGUACUUUUUGAUUCGCAUACUCUUGCAGUAAACCCUGAGGCUAACUAUAGGGUUUACGCUUUCGACGACGAUAACUUUGGUUAUAGCGGGAAAUAUAUGAGCAUCCCAGCACGACAGAAUGGUGAAGUUGGUGCAAGAGACACCCUCUUGCAGUGGCACUUCCGCCAAAGCGUCCUCGCAAAUAUGCGGGGAGCCGGUGAGCCGAUAUGGGACUAUGGCCCGAAUGAAGAAGGUGAUGUCGUAGGAAGAUUGUUGUCCUCGGAUCAUACGAUGACUCGUCUUGGGGAAGAAGUGGGGGCUCGUCUAGCGCUUACUUCGUAUCUCCCAUCAUCAUCAUUACGAGAUGGUCGAUAG
Orbilia oligospora ATCC 24927 is the source of this 708-nucleotide messenger RNA. RefSeq lists its product as uncharacterized. The coding region runs from base 1 to 708 and encodes 235 amino acids. Lineage: Eukaryota; Fungi; Ascomycota; Orbiliomycetes; Orbiliales; Orbiliaceae. The record is from RefSeq and is a predicted model, not a curated record. The transcript has 3 exons.